AUGGCGUCCACGGGUCGACGAACCGCGCGGCGCGCGUCCGAUCCGGGGAACCUGCAGCACCACUACGCGGAGCGCACGCAGUCGCGCUUACACACCGGCGAGGGGUUCGUGUCCUUCUACGACGAAGGCCAGGGCACAGAGUUCGCGUACGAUAUCGAUCGAGGAAGCCAUAAUAGGAUUUCGAUGGCGGAGGCGUCGAAGAAGUCGCCGCUGAAGUACAGCAGCAUGUCCUCGCGCACGGCGCGGUUCGGCCCCGUCGACGGCGCGCACAGGGACACCCCGGACGUGGUCCAGUACGAGAUCGACCACCUGCACAAGUCCGGGUUCUCGACGACGAUUCGAGAUUCGCCGCGGAGGUACGGCGCGGAGUUCAAGUCGCGCGCGCCGAGGCUCGGGCACCAGAGGGGCCCGGACGGCGCGGACGCCUUCUACGACGGCGCGAUACGCCACGGAUCGAUCAUGGACGAGGUGGCCAAGUCACCGAAGACGUUCGUGCAGAGGACGGCGAGGUUCGUGCCGGACAUGGGCGUCGGGAACCCGUGCGGCCCGAAGGAAGAUCCGAUCUACGCCGUCGAUCGACACAACACCGUCGCGGAUCGAAUCGCCAAGUCGCCGAUGUCGUACAGCACGCUUCGAAGCAAAGAUCGAAGGUUUAAGUCCAAGCCGCAGACGUCGACACCGGAAGACGUAGGCCCGGGGGCGUACGCGCUCCCGCCCAAGACGGGCGUCACCGCGUUCCCGAAAGACUCGGACGCGACGACGCCACGGCGCCGAAGCACGCCGUUCGCGUCGACGGUGCCGCGCUUCAGAGAGACGACGGAGUUCAAAGACGAGGAGUACCGCAGCGGGGCGUCCACGUUCACGUUUCAGCGGGAUCAGAAGGAGUGGCAGAGGAAGGGGAUGGGGGGGGUCAUGUCGAGGGCGGUCAGACGGACGUGA
Messenger RNA from Micromonas pusilla CCMP1545, 939 nucleotides. RefSeq lists its product as uncharacterized. The coding region runs from base 1 to 939 and encodes 312 amino acids. The transcript has a single exon. NCBI's taxonomy places the organism in Eukaryota, Viridiplantae, Chlorophyta, Mamiellophyceae, Mamiellales, Mamiellaceae. The record is from RefSeq and is a predicted model, not a curated record.